CACCUAAACCAUGCCGCAAUUGGGACAACCAUCAAGUGGGACUAGUCCCCGAACAACGCAAAGUAUUGGCAGCGUUUCCUCUACAUCUUCCGUUUCUUUGAGUGGAGUUGCCUCCUCAUCGGGGGUGCUCAUUGCACCACCUAGAAAAAGCUCACAGAUUGUAACAUCCGCGACAUCACCCGCACCAGCUUCGAUAUCUUCACAAGGUCUAAGCCCAUCUUACUCUCAUACAUCCGUGUCAAAUAUCAACAAGUCACUGUCAACACUCGAUGCGCAGAAGAUUAGCAAGGACAUUGCAGCCGACUCAACCAUUAGAGGAAGUGCUUGGCAAACGCUAUGCGUUAAAGUACUCCCUUUGUUCAAUGGCCAAGGCUUAAAAGGGCAUAUGGAAGACAUGAACGAGCUUGUCAGCAACUGGUUAACUGACACUCCGGCAUAUUUGGUUGUGGAAGAGCUGAAUGACUUACUAAAUACUGGAAUGCUGACACUCGGAAACAAGCUCGCAACUGUAGCGAACGAGGUUCUUGCAAGCCGUUUGGUGGAAGUAUGGUCUUUCUAUUUCGGAACGGUUGUCCCGUACCUUCAAGGCGUGUUUCUACCCGUUCGAACGCAAUGGCGCAAUGCUGCAGCUCGAACUGGUGAUUCUCCAGAUGUAAGGAAAAUGGCUCUGAUUGCUUUUCGCGACCAAAUCAUUGUGCCUUUAGGUGGUCGCCUCACAGGGAUUUUCCCCAAGCUGGUCGCAGACAUUGAAAACGGUAGAAAAAUCAAUGACACUGCCUCACGCCUGAUGCAAAUGCUAUGUAUUUUGGACGGUAUUCCCUUGGCCGAUGAUCGGGCGAGUCCCAUUGCAGAAGUCUUGGCUGUAUUCAAGGAGACAAUGAUGGGAAACCCCGGACUUAAUCGAAAUAGCAUUGCCCUAUUUGGUGCGCGGGUGCACACAUCCACAUGAUUUUUUCGAUAUCCGACAUAACCAGCUCUGUCAAAUCGUGCACUGACGACAAACUUUGGUUCUCUGACGUGUGUAUUGUACAAAGCACAUCUUCGGACCGAUAGCUGUAUGGCAGCUGGUCACAAAGGGACCGAACCGAAACGAAAAAGGGGUGGACCACUCUGCUGGCCACUAGUUAGUUACCUAAGCGCUGUGGAACGAAGUUCACUUCGCUCUAUUGGGGAGCCACGACGAUACAAGUUGCGCUAUCAGGGCAGGCACAUGAUGAACAUGUUACGAAUGCUCAGGUAUCGAGAUCAAAAAGUUCGGAAAAUCGUGUCUCCAUUGCAUAAAUAUUUGGAUGGUUGAUAUCAGAGACGGUGGCUCGUGACUUUCGCUUCCGAUCCUGGUCGUAUAAGACGUCUAAUGCCUUGAGCAAUGAUUUCUUUCGCUGAUGCCAGUAUUCGCCAGUUAGUAUUACGUGUUAAGUGGUGCAACGUUAAUCAUAACCCGUACCUCCUCCAUGUGAAUGCCGCGUACGGCUUCCUUAUAGCGCUCCGCCGCUUUCUGUUUUAGGAGAUGUUCU
Messenger RNA from Spizellomyces punctatus DAOM BR117, 1514 nucleotides. RefSeq lists its product as uncharacterized. The record is from RefSeq and is a predicted model, not a curated record. Gene Ontology annotation, biological process: TORC2 signaling. Bases 11 to 949 code for a protein of 312 amino acids. The transcript has 3 exons. Gene Ontology annotation, cellular component: TORC2 complex. Lineage: Eukaryota; Fungi; Chytridiomycota; Chytridiomycetes; Spizellomycetales; Spizellomycetaceae.